Molecule: messenger RNA, 3069 nt
Organism: Microplitis demolitor
Lineage: Eukaryota; Metazoa; Arthropoda; Insecta; Hymenoptera; Braconidae
Gene: l(2)37Cb
Product: probable pre-mRNA-splicing factor ATP-dependent RNA helicase mog-4
Exons: 2
Coding region: 301-2970 (889 amino acids)
Cellular component (GO): catalytic step 2 spliceosome; intracellular anatomical structure
Molecular function (GO): ATP binding; RNA binding
Source: RefSeq, a predicted model, not a curated record
AAAUUUUUUAUUUUAUUUGUAGAGGACACUCGCGCUGUCUCGACAUAACCUAUUUUUUAUUUAUUUACUAGAAAUAUAUGAAUAUAUAUACCGUAUUAACAAAAAUAAAAUUACGUCGGUCAUAUUUAUAAUUAAAAAAAAAAAUAGAAUUAAAAUACAAACAAAAGUUUAUUUUUAAAAGUGAAAAAAAUUUCAUCAAUAUUUAAAAUUAUUUUUUGUAAAUAACGAAGUCAAAAUAUCACGGAUAUUUUAAAUAUAACAAUUAAGUUAACCUAUAUAAAUAUAUAAAAAUAUACAAAAAUGAGCAAGUACAGAAAUAAAAAAGAAUCAUCUUCUGAUGAAAGUGACAAGGAGGAGGAGAGCCGUAAGAAAGACAUCAAGGAACGUGAUGAGUUUGCAGAACGUCUUCUUCGAAAAGAUGAAGCGAAAACGCGUAAAAUCGCAAUGCCCGCGGGGUCAGCCGCUGAAGCGGCGAAAAGAUUGAAGCUGAUAGAGACUGAUGCUCGGGACAAGCUUCUGCCAAAGCUUAGGGUCGAGUCACGUAGGCAGUACUUGGAGAAACGUAAAGGCGACAAAGUUGCUGAGCUAGAGGCUGACAUUAUUGAUGACGAGUAUCUUUUUGAUGAGGAAUCCCUGACUGAGCGGGAAAAGAGAGACAGAGAACACAAGAAGCAGUUACUUCAACUGGCGAUCGGGCAUGAGAAAGCUCGUGACCUUGAACGCGUCCAGCGUUACCAUAUGCCACUGGCUGAUAGAAAAGGUGAGAAAAAUGACCUGGAACCUGAUAUUACGGAAAAUGAAACGCCGCAGUCAGAGCAAAGCAAGUGGGAGUCCCAGCAGAUGAGCUCUGCCGUCUACAAGUUUGGCGCUAAAGACAAAAAACGUAAAGAAGAUCAUGAAUUACUUCUGGAAGACGAAAUUGAAUUUAUCCAGGCGCUUCAGAUGCCUGGUUCUGACAAAAUUAAAACAGAAGAUGAAGAAGGAGCAAGUCGUAUCGUCGAGAGCAAUAGAUUGCAAUCUAUCGAAGAGACACAAAAGAGUUUGCCUAUUUAUCCAUUCAAGAAGGAUCUUAUUGAAGCGAUUAAAGAACACCAGGUGCUAAUUAUUGAGGGAGAGACAGGGUCAGGGAAGACGACCCAGAUUCCUCAGUAUCUACACGAAGCGGGAUUUACUAAAGGUGAUAAAAUGAUUGGCUGCACACAGCCGAGACGUGUCGCCGCGAUGUCUGUGGCCACGAGAGUCGCUCAUGAGAUGGCCGUAAAACUCGGGAAUGAAGUUGGAUAUGCCAUUAGGUUCGAAGACUGCACAUCCCAGCGUACGAAGAUUAAAUACAUGACUGACGGUACGUUACACCGUGAAUUUCUGAGCGAUCCCAGUCUUGAAUCCUACAGCGUGAUAAUAAUCGACGAGGCUCAUGAACGUACGCUGCACACUGACAUUCUUUUUGGUCUCGUAAAAGAUAUUGCGCGUCAUCGUCCGGAUCUAAAGCUUCUUAUAUCAUCAGCAACUCUUGAUGCAACGAAAUUCAGUGAAUUUUUUGACGACGCCCCGAUAUUCCGUAUUCCUGGACGUCGUUACAAAGUUGAUAUUUAUUAUACAAAGGCUCCGGAAGCUGACUACGUUGACGCUUGUGUCGUUUCAAUUUUACAAAUACACGCGACCCAGCCACGAGGUGAUAUUUUAGUAUUUUUCACAGGUCAAGAUGACAUUGAGACGUGUCAAGAGAUGCUGCAGGAAAGGACAAUGCGAUUGAAAAUGAAUGAACUGAUAAUCUUACCAGUCUACGCAAAUUUACCUAGUGAUAUGCAGGUUAAAAUAUUCCAACCGACACCACCAAAUGCACGCAAAGUCGUGCUGGCUACAAAUAUCGCAGAGACCUCGCUGACAAUAGACAAUAUCAUUUAUGUUAUUGACGUUGGAUAUGCGAAACAAAAUCACUUUAACGCGCGCACGGGAAUGGAGAGUUUGAUAACAGUUCCCAUCAGUAAGGCGUCUGCGAAUCAGCGAGCUGGAAGAGCCGGCCGAGUUGCUCCCGGUAAAUGUUUCCGUCUGUACACCGCGUGGGCUUAUCAGCAUGAACUUGAAGACAAUACGAUACCUGAAAUACAGAGAAUCAAUCUCGGCAACGCUGUACUGACAUUGAAAGCUCUGGGUAUUGACGACCUGGUUCACUUUGAUUUUCUAGAUCCGCCUCCACAUGAGAUACUGGUCCUCGCACUUGAACAAUUGUACGCACUCGGAGCCAUCAAUCAUCGAGGACAACUCACUAAACUGGGUCGUAGGAUGGCCGAGUUUCCGCUGGAUCCGAUGAUGGCAAAGAUGCUGCUUGCGAGCGAGAAGUACAAGUGCUCUGAAGAAAUCGCCACGAUCGCUGCCAUGCUCUCAGUAACUGGAGCAAUUUUCUUCCGGCCUAAAGAUAAAAUUAUUUAUGCAGACACGGCGAAGAAAAAUUUUCACGUACCAGGAGGUGACCAUCUGACGCUACUCAACGUCUACAAUCAGUGGCAGCAAUCAGACUUCAGCACUCACUGGUGCUACGAAAACUUCAUUCAGUACAAAUCGAUGAAAAGAGCGCGCGAUGUACGGGAGCAACUUGUAGGACUGAUGCAACGCGUCGAAAUGGAUUUAAUUUCCGGGCUCACUGACACUGUCGCCAUUAGAAAAUCCAUCACCGCCGGUUAUUUUUAUCACGUCGCACGCUUAUCCAAGAGCGGUAAUUACAAAACAGUUAAACACAAUCAAACAGUAUCUAUUCACCCGAACAGUUCGUUGUUCCAAGAACUUCCCAGGUGGAUUGUCUAUCACGAACUUGUAGUCACCGCCAAGGAAUACAUGAGACAAGUAACUGAAAUUGAAAGCGCGUGGCUGGCAGAAGUCGCUCCCCAUUAUUACAAACCAAAAGAACUCGAAGACUCGACGAAUAAAAAAAUGCCUAAAGUUGCCGGGAGAUCUGCACCAGAUGGAACAUAAUUAAUUAAUUAAUUAAUUAUUAAUAUUAUUUUUGUAUUAAAAAAUAUAUAAAUACAUUUUGUACAUAUUAAUUAGAAAAAAAGUUAAUUAAAAAAAAUA